AUGUUGCAACGAUUAUUUGCUAAAUACUCCAAUGUGUUCGACGAUUCGAUCGGAAGGAUUUCUUCGGUGCAGGCCAAUCUGCGGCUGACGCCCAAUGCGAAACCUGUCUUCUUGAAAGCCCGGAAGAUACCGUUCAUAAAGAAGUCGGAGAAUCGUAUGCGAAUCUGCGGUGAUUAUAAGCAGACCGUCAACCCGCUGCUGAUCGGCAUCCGUUGCCAACCGUGGAUGAACUCUAGAGGUGGCACCGGAGGACCGAGAAAUACUGACUCUCAGUACACAUCGGGGAUUAUACCGCCCAAGUCGCCUGAUGUACGGGGUGUCAUCGGCUCCAGCGAUAUGGCAGAGACAAAUAGAGAUCAGGACUUUCCAGGGGUGUCCGUAUUCCUGGACGAUAUAAAGGUUACAGGUCCCAACGACGAGGUCCACCUGCGUCGAUUGGAAGAGGUUCUGCGUCGACUGAGUUACUACGGCUUUAGAGUCAACAAAGAAAAGUGCGUCUUCUUUGCGGAUAAAAUUGAGUACUGCGGGUACGACAUCGAUCGAGAUGGCGUACACAAAGUGGCGAAAAACGUGGAAGUAAUUCAAGAAAUGCGACGGCCGAAAACGAAGGACGAGGUCCGUUCGAUCGUCGGCAUGAUCAACUACUACGGAAGGUUCUUUGAGACGUAG
Molecule: messenger RNA, 669 nt
Organism: Aedes albopictus (Asian tiger mosquito)
Lineage: Eukaryota; Metazoa; Arthropoda; Insecta; Diptera; Culicidae
Exons: 3
Coding region: 1-669 (222 amino acids)
Source: RefSeq, a predicted model, not a curated record